GAUCAAAACCCUCAGCCACCCCACCCCACAAUAACAGUAUUCUUUAGCGUUCAAUAUUCAGCUUAUUGGCUUCUGUCUCCAGUUCGCCGUCCAAUAUUUCGAAGCUCCACCGCCAGUAGCCUUGGCCUGUUGCCACCGUCACCUUCAACCACCUCCUCCCUCCUAUUGCCAGCCACUGCACCCUUCUCCGCGCAUGCCGCAGUCUCAGUCUUCCGACGAAAUUGCCCCCGCACCGCGUUCUCCCUCUCACUCUCUCUCGCCUCUUCGAGCGAUCCAAAUUGCUUGUAGUUCUGCCCCUAUCCCGCGGCGUUUGUGAGAUAGCGUUGCCGCUGCUCAUUUUUCAGAUUCCUAAGUUGCUAGAGAUUCAAGUGGACUCAAUAAACCCCAUCCAUGUCUUCUCUUUUAGAAUUUGAAAAUUCAUCUCCCAAUAUUUUCAUACCCGAAGAAUGGUCUGAGGCUGCAGAGUCCAUAGUUUUUGAUUCUCCCACUUCACCGCCUCCUGUUGUUCUCAUCUGUGGUGCCAAAAACUGUGGCAAAAGUACUUUCUCACGCCACCUUCUCAAUGUCUUCCUUCAAAGGCAUAAAAAAGUGGUUUACCUGGAUUCAGAUGUUGGACAGCCCGAGUUCACUCCACCAGGUUUUCUGUCCCUCACUGUGGUUGACAGAGUAACCCCGGAUUUGUCGACUCCAUGUCUAAAGACGCCAGAAAGAUGUUUUUUCUUUGGCGAUAAUUCCUCAAAAAGAGAUCCAACAGCAUACUUAAGUUAUGCAAAUACUUUGUACGACCAUUACCACAAAGAGUAUCAUUCGUUUAACAAGACUGAAGAACUUGCAAAGAUUGGAUUACCUCUUAUUGUAAAUACACCGGGCUGGGUGAAAGGUAUUGGUUAUGAGAUAUUGGUAGAUAUGUUGAAAUACAUUGCUCCAUCACAUGUGGUCAAAAUAAAUAUAUCUGCUGAGAGUAAGAACCUCCCCGCUGGGGAAUUUUGGCUAGAAGAGGAAGAAGAUUGUGGGACGACCAAUCUAAUAGAAAUACAUUCUGCUCGGCAAGAUGCUUUUAAUAGAUCGAUACUAGUGCAAAAGGAUGCAAGUCUUAUGCGCGAUUUGCGUUUAAUGGCUUAUUUUAGACGGUGCUUCGCCGGAGAUUGCAAUAUUACCACAAUUAAAGAGCUUGCAAAUGCACUGGCAUCUCACCCUCCUUACCAAGUUCCAAUAUCAAGCAUUAAGAUUAGACACUUGCACUGUCAGGUCCCAGGUGAUCAGAUCUUCUAUAGUCUGAAUGCAACAAUCGUUGGCUUGGCUAUAUGCUCCAAACACUCUGAAAAUCCACCAUGGUGUGUUGGUCUUGGAAUUGUUAGAGGCAUUGAUACACUUAAAGGUCUGCUAUAUGUUAUCACACCUGUCCCCCAUGGCACUUUGGAAAAAGUUGACCUUCUUUUGCAGGGUUUUAUUCAAAUUCCUUGUUGUUUGCUGCAGGUUAAGGGAUGCAUGUCUCCGUACAUGUUUGCAAACAUUCUAUCCACGAGCUAGAGCCUGUACAGAUAUUGAAAGUUUUAGUACAAUUGUGCGGAUAGAAGAUCGAACUCUUGACUUCUAGGAGGAAGGUCAUGCCAAUUACCAUUUGAGCUAUGCUCAUUUUGGCAGAAGUAUUAGGCUCAUUUGUUAUACAGUUUACUCUGUAAAUAUAUUUAUCAAAAUAUGUGGGACAGUAAUCUCCCAUUUUUGCUUAUUUAGACUUGUGAAUUUUGUAUUCGAAGUUGUCAUUCAGUGCAAUUCAAAGGAGAGAUUUGUUUUAUUUAUUUA
Molecule: messenger RNA, 1803 nt
Organism: Benincasa hispida (wax gourd)
Lineage: Eukaryota; Viridiplantae; Streptophyta; Magnoliopsida; Cucurbitales; Cucurbitaceae
Product: Pre-mRNA cleavage complex II protein family
Biological process (GO): cleavage in ITS2 between 5.8S rRNA and LSU-rRNA of tricistronic rRNA transcript (SSU-rRNA, 5.8S rRNA, LSU-rRNA)
Cellular component (GO): nucleus
Molecular function (GO): polynucleotide 5'-hydroxyl-kinase activity
Source: RefSeq, a predicted model, not a curated record